This is a messenger RNA of Pseudocercospora fijiensis CIRAD86, 1314 nucleotides long. RefSeq lists its product as uncharacterized. The transcript has 4 exons. The record is from RefSeq and is a predicted model, not a curated record. The coding region runs from base 109 to 999 and encodes 296 amino acids. Gene Ontology annotation, cellular component: membrane. NCBI's taxonomy places the organism in Eukaryota, Fungi, Ascomycota, Dothideomycetes, Mycosphaerellales, Mycosphaerellaceae.
UGCGGUGCAUAAAGACCAAGAUUGGAAGAAUUCUCUCUACACUUCCAGCAUCAGACUCCGAGGUAUACAGCACAACACAGCACUGCCCGCGUCAUCAACGCCGCCAUCAUGUCGCUCCAAACACGCGAAGAAAAUGCCCUUUCUGGGUUUGAAUACUACCAUUACCAUCCCAGUAUCGCAGCUGCGGUCGUCUUCAUCCUGCUCUUCCUCGCAACAACCUCGCUCCAUGGCUACCAAAUGUUCCGCACCCGCACCUGGUUCAUGAUUGCCUUCUUCACCGGCGGCUGCUUUGAGUUCAUUGGCUACUGCGGUCGAGCUGCCUCAGCUUCGGAGACCCCCAAUUGGACGUUGGGACCUUACAUCGUUCAGUCGCUCUUCCUGCUCAUCGCGCCCGCCCUCUUCGCUGCAUCGAUUUACAUGGAACUCGCCCGCAUCGUGCUCAUGGUUGAUGGCGACCACCUUCUCUUCAUCCGGCGUACCUGGCUCACGCGGCUCUUCGUCGGCAGCGACUGCUUUUCUUUCCUCAUGCAAGCCAGUGGUGGCGGCCUGAUGGCUGGCGGCAGCAGCAUGAUCAACAUUGGCGAGAAGCUUGUACUUGCUGGUCUGGGACUCCAGGUCGUUUGUUUUGGACUCUUUGUCCUUUCCGGAGUUGUGUUCCAUAUCCGUGCUCACAACAACCCCACGCCGAAGUGCAAGAAGCUGCCAUGGCAGAAGCACCUCUUUUCCAUGUCCAUCGUCAGCAUCCUAAUCUUCAUUCGAUCGAUUGUUCGCAUGGUAGAGUACGGCCAGGGUUUCGAUGGCUACAUUAUCAGCCGCGAGUGGUACCUUUAUGUCUUUGAUGCCUGCAUGAUGUUCCUCGCCAUGGUCACCAUGAACAUCAUCCAUCCCAGCGAAGUCGCCGCUCUCAUUCGUGGCAGUGGCAGAAUGGUCGAGACAGUGAUCAAGACCAAGGACGUCCAGAUCACGCAAUAUGCCCUUGCUACUGGUCCAUGGGCUUGAGCGAUUUACGAACAGCUACGACCACACAGAAUACUAUGAUAGCCCCCGAGACUUCUACAGAUUGAGGAGCAUGAUUUGGCUCCAACAACCCAGCAUGGAGCAUGGAGCAUUGAGCGAUGGCGUUAUGGGAGAAUCGCAUAGAUGAACAGCAGGCGCUUCAUGUGCGGAGUCACACUUGUGAAGUUCUGCGCAUUGAGCUGAAUUUGGAGAAAUUUGGAAAUCGCGGUCAUGGCAAUCGUAGUAGAACUGCCUGGAUUGUGAGGUAUACGGACUCAGCUUUCCACCGACUUCUUAGCAUCAAUUCGGUCCGCAAAG